Molecule: messenger RNA, 867 nt
Organism: Owenia fusiformis
Lineage: Eukaryota; Metazoa; Annelida; Polychaeta; Sabellida; Oweniidae
Source: the annotation of a GenBank genome assembly
GUACAUUAAUUUUAGAAGUGAAUAUUUAGAGACCAACAGAUACACGAAUGUAUUUUGGUCAAGUUUUGUGUGUAUAUUGUACGGAAGAUGGUUUCAUCAAGCAAAGUAAGGCGCUUAUGAAGCAGUUGUAGAUUCUGACAGAUAAAGUUUCCAAAAGAUCGUUUUCUCAGGAAAAACUGUCCCUCCUCAUGUUUCCAAAAGUUCUUGUAACAACUCUGGCUGUAUGUAUUGCCAUAUUUGUGCGAGGCUCAUCUGCAACUGUUGGCUAUGAUAUUUCGGUGUGGACAAUGGAUGCUUGGAGGGCUGGUACCGAUGCCACAGUCUUUGUAAUUCUUUACGGACACAAGGGCACGUCGAGUAGUAUGAUAAUGGACUCAGCUAUUGAUGACUUUGAAAGAGGGAGUGUGGGAUCCUACGCGUUGGACACGGGCGUUGAUUACGGUGUGAUAACUAAAAUACGCAUAGGACAUGAUAACGCUGGCGCUAGAGCAGGUUGGAAGUUUGAAAUGGCCCAGGUUACUGACCGACAAAGUGGAACAGUGACAACGUUUACUUGUGAUUGCUGGGUGGACAGCUCCCCCUAUUAUGUAGAAACUCUAGCUUUUCAAGUGCAUGGAGUUUGGAGUGAUUGGAGCUUUGAUGAUUGCUCCGUGACGUGUGGUGGGGGAACACAGAGUGGAACACGAGCAUGUGACAAUCCACCUCCAAGUGGCACAGGCGCGGCAUGCACGGGGGAUUCAUUUACAGAUCAGUCCUGUAAUACUAACGAAUGCCCAAUCAACGGAGGAUGGAAUGAAUGGUCAGAAUUCGGUUCCUGCUCUAGCACGUGCGGCGGAGGUACAAAGACACGUUCUAGGUCAUGUGACA